AUGGGCGAGUCCCAUGGGGCGGUCUCUGUCGGCCAUCUCGUCAAUACCUUUCCAGACAAUCCACCGUUUCGCGCAGCAAUCGAAAUGUCGGGAAGCGCUGUCGCUCUUGCUGGUUCUAGUGAUCCAGGUGGGCAAAGCUCUGAACAGAUCUGGCCUCGGGUCAUGGCUGGCUUGAAUUGCACCAAUUCCGAAAAUGCCGAAGAAGAGCUCUCGUGCGCUCGCUCUGCCUCAGUCAACGAUAUCCUCACCUUCCUUAAUUCGAACGACAUCCGUGGCACCUUAGCCCGGCCCGACAAUGUGACAGCACUCGUUCGGCCUGACGUCGCCUGGUCUACACACAACGUAGCACAGGUCCCUCUCCUCAUCGGCUCCACGGCUGAUGAAGCAAGUUUCUGGGUCGUUUCCGCUGUUGCCGACCUUCAAGCGGCCACGUCUAAUACGAGCGGCUCCGAUGACAGUGUGCCAUCCAUUGCGACAUUCCUAGAGGCGGAGUUCAACUUGCCAUCUGCUGCAGCAGCCACGAUUCAAGAGCUCUAUGCGCCCGGGUCAUCAUACUACUCAGGCCCUAAUGACACGUUCUCAAUCUUGACAGCCAUUCUCACGGAUUAUACCUUCCGCUGCACGUCCUCCUUUGUCGCGAACCUCACAUCAUCGCUUCUCGAGCAGAAUGUGUGGCAGUACGAUUUCACUGCCAUUGCGCCCUCAACGACAUUCGCUGAGUAUCCUGGUCUAGGUGCUUGGCACUCGAGUGAGUUGGGAUUCGUGUUCGGAACAUACAACAGGAGCGGCAGGGCAAUGGAGGUUGAUGCAAGACUGAGUCGCUCUAUGCAGGACCAGUUUGGCAGCUUCGUCAGAGAUCCAUCGGGUGAUGGACCUGGCUGGGCACCCUUCCCAAUCGUGGCAGCACUGGGUGUUGACGAUGAAGGAGAGGCUACGACGACGGAGGUGGAUGGAACAGAUUAUGCGCCCGUGUGUCAACUGUUCAAUAGGCUGUACCUGCAGGACUUGCCGGCUUGGCAGCACUAG
This is a messenger RNA of Cyphellophora attinorum, 1026 nucleotides long. RefSeq lists its product as uncharacterized. NCBI's taxonomy places the organism in Eukaryota, Fungi, Ascomycota, Eurotiomycetes, Chaetothyriales, Cyphellophoraceae. The record is from RefSeq and is a predicted model, not a curated record. The transcript has a single exon. Bases 1 to 1026 code for a protein of 341 amino acids.